Messenger RNA from Penicillium taxi, 1407 nucleotides. Its product is annotated as OTU domain-containing protein. The record is from RefSeq and is a predicted model, not a curated record. Bases 1 to 1407 code for a protein of 468 amino acids. Gene Ontology annotation, biological process: protein deubiquitination. The transcript is spliced from 4 exons. Lineage: Eukaryota; Fungi; Ascomycota; Eurotiomycetes; Eurotiales; Aspergillaceae. Gene Ontology annotation, molecular function: cysteine-type deubiquitinase activity.
AUGUCCCAUACUACACACGGUGGCAGAAUUGUGCCCAUACUUACGGGUCACCAACAACAGAUCCACGACUCCACGAUUCAACUAAAACAACAUCAUUCUCUCCCCCGCACAAUUGAUUCUCCACAGCUACAACGGUCGAGUAAUUCAAUGCCUGCCAAAAGUGUCAAUUGUGAGGAUAUUCCAUGUCUGAGGGAACGUGAUCUUUUUGCUUUACCGACAGAGGGCGAUGGUAAUUGCCUCUACUAUUCCCUCUCCGACCAACUCUAUGGUGAUUUCAAUCACGGCGACACCAUCCGCCAGCGUCUAGCGGAUCACAUUGCAAGCAACAGGAAUUAUUUUAUGCAAUUCGUCGUUGCUCAGGGUGGUGAGCGUCGUCGUCCAAAAAGAGCCGCUGCCUCGACAUAUGCCACGCGUUCGGCCGAUGUAUCGGCUCCGACCGAAGCAGACAAAGAACGCCGCUUCAACGACAUGGUUGCCCUGACUCGGAAAAAUGGUGAAUGGGGAAGUUCAGAGCACUUGCAGGCUUUUUGCCAGUCAUAUCAAGUCGACAUCAAUGUUUACACUUCAACUGGUAUCCAAACAUUUCGUGACGUCAAUGCCUCUCCUGACGAUCAUAAGCAUGUCGUACAUGUCGCUUUUCAUGACUUCAAGCACUAUUCGUCGGUGCGGGCCCUAUAUGCCUGCCACAAUGGUCUCUUGACCACAUUCCAACAACCUACCAGCUUUUCAAAAGACGUCAUUGGAAAGGAGGUGGAGGACACUUCACCCGGCCAAGACAGCGACUAUCCCUCUUCCAUUUCCUCCUCCGCCUCUUCACCCGCCCAUACAUCUACCUCUUUCUCCACAAACGACACAUCACUUGAAUCUUUCAGCACCAAUAAUGACAACCUGGCCAUUGAAGUCUUUCCCCCAUGGGACAUUCAGUCCAUCCAAGACGGACUUGGAGGCCGAUACGACCGAAAAACCAUAAUCAACAUGCUCCAGAAAUGCCGUGGGGACAUCGACCGUGCAUUUGCAGCUUUGCUCGACGACAAGAAUGACUCAUCGGAGAAAAAGUUGGCCCAUCAUUCCAAUUUGAAGCCUAGUCUUCAGAUCUCUCGAUCCUCAUCUCCUUAUAGCACUGGGAGCAAGCGUUCCGCAGACGACAGUGACGAUGAUUCUGAGGAUCCACAGGCCACUUCUCGCCGAGGUCGCCCAAUGAAGCGUCCGAUUACAAAUCUCACCAUGGGCGUCGGCAUUUCCUUCCGAGACGAUCAAAACGAGGUCGUCUCCCUCAAACUGCGAAUGAAAGCAGAUGCUGAAAAGGCACGAUCAGAUGUUACACCUAGUGACUCUGGUAUCGAACAGCACGAUUUCAUGAAGGGCCCUCGUCGCAGCAGCCGAUUUUCUCAGUCUCGACGAGCCUAA